AUGAAGCAGUCUAGGAGCAUAGCAGACACAGUGGUAGUGUUGUUAGUGACAGUUCUGACCGUCGGAGACACAACAAGUGCGCUGGGAAUCAAACUGGAGAACAACAAGUACACCGGCCUGGUGAUCGGCGUGCACAGAAGUGUUCCACAGAACGACAGUCUGGUCCAAGCUAUCAAGGACGCCUUCAACCGCGCCUCCCGGGCGCUCUUCCUGGCCACCGACAACCGAGCCUACUUCGGCAACAUCACCAUCCUACUGCCGAGGACGUGGAACGGCACAGACUACCCCGCCGCCACCGACGAGACGUUCUGCCGAGCGGCCGUGCGAGUCGACAGGGCCAACCCCGUGUACGGGAACACGCCGUACGUCAAGCGGGCGGAGGGGUGCGGCAAGCCCGGGGAGUAUCUGCACCUCACGUCGGGAUUUCUAACGGACCCCAACGUGACCAGAAACUACGGACCUAUAGGUCGUGUACUGGUGCACGAAUGGGGCCAUUUGCGGUGGGGGCUUUUCGACGAGUACGCCUCCGGCGACAAUGCGUUCUACCUGCACGAGAACGGCGAGGUGCAGGCCACGCGGUGUUCCCUGGCGGUCCGCGGCGCGUACAGGCACAGGGACACGGGGGAGCCGUGCCGGCGGGACCCGGCCACUGCCCUGUACGAGGCCGGCUGCAGGUUUGAAGUGGACAGGAAUAACACCGACGCCACAGGGUCCAUCCUGUAUGCUCCUUACCUGGACUCGGUGUUCAAGUUCUGCCAUGGGAACGAGUCCGGUGACCCUCUGUCCUACCACAACAGCCAGGCGCCCAGCCCGCAGAACCUGCAGUGUGGCGGCCGCAGCGCCUGGGAGGUCUUGUCGGACCACCGGGACUUCGCACGGGGAGCGAACCCGCCAAAACUGUCUCAAACGUACACCGAACCGACCUUUCAGAUCGUGCGGAGCACCGACAGGAGGGUGGUGCUGGUGCUGGACGUGUCGGGAAGUAUGACCGGUCAAGGCCGCAUGGAUCGCCUGCGCCGGUCAGUGUCCAGCUACAUCCUGUCCACCCUAGAGGACGGCGCGUGGCUGGGCAUCGUGACGUUCCGCGGGACGAGUCAGAAGAUCUGUGACCUGGAGCAGCUGAACGGAGACGCCGUCCGGGAGGAGAUCCUCAACAUGACCCUGGAGGGGCUCACAAACCGCACGGGGAGGGUCGGCACUAACAUCACCCGGGCAGUCACGCUGGCAGUACAGAUCCUUGGCCCUGCGGUGCAGGACCGUAAGCUGGGAGACAGUACCGGGCCGCGGCAGAUGAUCCUGAUCACUGACGGCAGAGACCGGCGCCUCAACAACUCCGUCAUCUUCAUGCUGCAGAACGAGACGGCGAAAGGCGUGGUCAUCGACACCAUCGCGCUGGGGGACGGGGCAGAAGAGGCGCUACCGAUGCUGUCCCAGGUGACGGGAGGCCAGUUCUUCUUCUCCCCCGACAGUGACGCCGGGGGCUCGGCACUGGAUGACGCGCUCACGGCGACCGUGCUGAAGUACGUGGACGACGACAGCACCAGCGUCCCUGUUUCGACGGGAAGAUGGACCAUUUCAAUCCAAAACGAAGCCACGCGGUCGAGACGAGACACAACUGCCCAGUCCGUCCAGAUCGACGUCACCUCAAAACCUGACGACCCUGACAACCCAACCAUCACGCUGACGUGUCACCUUAGCAACCAUCACGUGACCCUGGGACAGUCGUCUGACGCCAUCGCCGUUCGCGCCGACCUGAGGAAGGGUUACACGCCGGUUCUGUCGGCUAGGGUCGCGGCGCUGGUGGAGACAACGUACGGGAACGAUACGAACAUUACACUGCUCGACAACGGCGUAGGGGCUGAUGUGUCCGCUGGCGAUGGUGUCUACUCUGCCUUCCUCCUGGUGAACGAGCUGGGAGCUGCGGCCGGCAAAACCACCCGGUACACCGUCUCGGUUCUGGCAGACAACGACGGCAACAGAACAGUCCUCUCACAAGGGCCAGGGACAAUGGCGGGGGCUCCAAUAGCACAUCCAGAUGCGGAGGUCGAGGUUGUACUGGUACCACUGGAGGAGUUCCAACGGAAGACGUCAGGUGGCGCAAUCGUCAUCGACGUCCCACAGUUAUACGUGCAGACCGACCACGCGGACCUCGACCCUUCCAGUAUCACAGACCUGCGAAUAACUGCAGUGUCCAGUCAGGACAGGACGGUCACCUUAACUUGGACAGCGGUCGGGGAAGACUAUAACUACGGCAAAGCGUCGCACUACGACAUCCGAAUAAGCGACUCUUUGUCUGACAUCUUGAGCAACUUCGAAGGGGCUUCAAAGAUCCUUCAAGACAACGUGACGUCAGGCAUCCUGACGGACCCCCGCGAAGCCGGCCAGACGGAGACCUUCACCAUCGCCCUCCCUGACGUCAGAGAGAACGCCACGUUGUUCCUCUCGGUUCGCGCGAUUGACGUCAGCGGGAAUGCCGGCAGCCCGUCCCGGCCGGUUGUUACCUCCCUCAUUUACAUCCCGCCUUUGGAACGCUCCACAGCGGCACCAAUACCAUCUGCAACUCGGUCGCCGGCAACCGUUCCCUCUGAAGCGCCCUUGUCUGCUACAUAUUUGGCCGCCGGUGUGGCAGCAGCAGUUCUGAUGGUCUUAGCCGUUGUCAUUGUCCUCAAAUCUAUGGCAAAGAGGUACCAAGCAAGCAAAGGGAAAUCUCAGAAAUUCGUGCCAGACGACAGAAGCAGCAGGUACAUUGUAGGCGACAAUGGGCACGUCAACGGAGGAUUCGCUAUGCUAGACUUCGACUUGAACUACGACAACAUCUACAUGGGAGACGACUGGAUCCCGCGAGUAAGGGGCAUGGAUGACGGAGUGCUUGAGGCGAAUCGUACUGGAGUUUUGAGAGACCCGCAAGAGGUCGUGGUUAAGUUCAAUCCGGUCUUUCACGAAAGCAUCGACGGUACAGAGAGCGUGGCCAGUGACCGGGACAUUUCGGAACUCGGCAGCGACACUGACAGCGCGGUGUACGGGAAAGAAAGCCCGGGAGGGGCGUACACUCUUGCGCAGACCCUCGCUAACAAAGUCCACCAGGUAUUCGGGAAGCCGAGAAAGUUCAGCAUCACGAACAUGAAGAGGCGGCUAAGCAGAAGCGAGACAAAUUCUGAACGGGAAUCGAGACCCGUGAGCGGGCGUAGGGCACGAGAUUCAGUGCCCGAGGACAUAAAGUUCGACAGCAUCGUCGAGAUGAACUGGCGCGCUGGUAAAGACGUCGAAAGACCGAAGUACGCGCCUCGUCGGACUAGUGUCAACAGAUCGGACACGGACAGUGACUCUACCGAGAGCGAGUCCUCUCGUCCUUUUCCGACACGUUUUCCUCACAGGAAGGACUCUGUCCUGGGGACUAUAAUUCACAGGAACGGCGGGGAGACCGCCCAGUCAGACAGCGACACGCCGCAGAGCUCCGGCAGCGACACUGGCAGCGUCGUCAUCCACGCAGUCGACAACGGCUCGCUCAGCGACGCGCUGGAUUCCUGUAGAACUACUCCCAUCAGGAGCUUCCUGUUUUCCUCGUUUGCCAACAGGACUCUAGACUUCUCCUGCAACAUCGCGUCUGAUGAGGACAGUUCUUCCAUCGCCUCCUCCACGAUGGAGACGUUCAACGCGCAGUCCAUACGACUCAUCAUGAGGACAGACUCCAUCCAGAGACGAGGCAAACGCCCCAUCUUACGCACCAGCCACCGGCGGGGCAGCGACGUCAGCACGAGCAGCAAGGACACGGAGAGCAGCGCGUCGUCCGUCAACACCGUGUCGUCCUCGCGGGAGUUCAGCCGCCUGGCCAGCAUCAUCAACAAACACGUCACGUUCGCUGAUGAGAAGUACGGAAAGGGCGGGCUCGUCAUGUCGCGCAUAUAACAGCCAGGACGUCAAAACUGAACGUUUAAGU
Branchiostoma belcheri (Belcher's lancelet) is the source of this 3937-nucleotide messenger RNA. RefSeq names its product calcium-activated chloride channel regulator 4-like. NCBI's taxonomy places the organism in Eukaryota, Metazoa, Chordata, Leptocardii, Amphioxiformes, Branchiostomatidae. Bases 1 to 3906 code for a protein of 1301 amino acids. The record is from RefSeq and is a predicted model, not a curated record. The transcript has 11 exons.